Pygocentrus nattereri (red-bellied piranha) is the source of this 3431-nucleotide messenger RNA. RefSeq names its product heterogeneous nuclear ribonucleoprotein A0a (gene hnrnpa0a). Lineage: Eukaryota; Metazoa; Chordata; Actinopteri; Characiformes; Serrasalmidae. Gene Ontology annotation, molecular function: RNA binding. The record is from RefSeq and is a predicted model, not a curated record. The coding region runs from base 85 to 1011 and encodes 308 amino acids. The transcript is spliced from 3 exons.
CGCCGCCAUUUAUUAAAGUGUGCAACCGCCAUUUUAGAUACACGGAUCACAGCGCUUGUUGGCGGUAACCGAACCUGUGUGGAAAUGGAAAACCAACUCUGCAAGCUUUUUGUCGGCGGACUUAAUGUCCAAACCACCGACGAAGGACUGCGCAAGCAUUUCGAGCAGUUCGGGCAGCUGACCGACUGCGUGGUUGUACAAAACCAGCAGCUGAAACGCUCCCGCUGCUUCGGCUUCGUGACCUACACUUCGCCGGAGGAGGCCGACUCAGCCAUGGCAGCUAGGCCGCACGUCCUGGACGGCAACACCGUGGAGAUCAAGCGAGCGGUGGCUCGAGAAGACGCUGGAAAGCCAGAAGCCCUUGCUAAGGUCAAGAAAAUCUUCGUCGGUGGUCUCAAAGACGACAUCGAAGACAGUCACCUUAUCGAAUGCUUCUCGCGGUUCGGCCCCGUCGAGAAAGCCGAGGUGAUCACGGACAAAGAGACCGGCAAGAAGCGUGGCUUCGGCUUCGUCUACUUCGACGACAACGACUCGGCGGACAAAGCGGUCGUGCUCAAAUUUCACACCAUCAACGGGCACAAAGUGGAGGUGAAGAAAGCCCUGACCAAGCAAGAGAUGCAGACGGCUGGAGGUCGUGGUGGCGGCCGGGGAGGACGAGGCGGACGCGGCAUGGGAAGGCCCCAGAACGGCUAUGGCGGUGGAAGAGGCGGGGGCUACGGCGGUGGCUAUGGAGGUGGCUAUGGUGGAGGCAACGACGGUGGCUAUGGCGGAGGCUACGGUGGUGGCUACGGUGGCGGGUAUGGGGGAGGCUACGGGGACCAAAUGGGCGGCUACGGCGGCGGUAACGGCUACAAUGACUUUGGAAGCGGCUAUGGCCAGCAGUCCUCUGGCUAUGGGCCAAUGAAAGGUAACGUUAAUUACUCGGGCAGAAGCAGCGCUCCUUACUCCCGCGGUGGUGGUGGUGGUGGUGGUGGUGGGUACGGCAGGGGGGGUUACGGAGGCUCGUAUUAAGAGCGCGUUUUAGGUCCGAGAUUUAAGAGCUGCUCCUUCCCCAGGACUCAAACUCCAUUCAUACAGGAAUCUUCAACUAAUCCAGCCUAGCUACAAUAUAGGUAGAUCGUACCUGUGCGGCCUAUACUAUUAAAUCCAGCGAUCAAGUUCUUACAGCAGCUAUAACUACAACAGUCCAUCGAUCUCUUCCCUAACAUACUAGGCGGAUUUACAGCAAGUUAAUAGGACUACUACUCUGGAUCUUUACUUUUAUCUGACUUCCCUUGGGUGGCAGGGGCAGGUUACCUGUCGGAGAACUGUUUUUACAAAGCUUAUGUCUGAAUUAAGUUAAGAUUAGUCCACUUGCUUGUUAGUAUAGGCAUGUGUUUCCUCUUUUAGCAUAUUGUAUUGUAUCUGUGUCUUUUAUUUUUUCAUUUUUUUUUUACCUGAGUUUAUGAAGUGUUAAAUCUGGGACUUUUGUUUUUGCGCAGUUAGCCUUGUCAAUUUCCGUGCAGUUAAUUUAAUUUUUAGCCCUUAGUUCUGCUUUAACUAGGCUUGUUGGUCACUAGAGGUGAGCGGGCUUGGUGCAUCUUUUCGCCCUAAAACGGAUGAACUCUCCCUCAAGCUCAGAACCUGGCUCAGAGCGCAGCAUGUAGAAGGACCAGGUCAUGGUUCGUUCUCGUGUCACGUUCAUCAGAUACUCCAUUCAUCCGUUAUAGUGACUGACAUGUGAUUCCCAAUAAAUGUCAAAUAGUUGAUUUGGUUAUUAUGGAAAAUAUUGUCAUGUUAAAGUGAACCUGUGUUCGUUGAACAGCCUGAUAGGAUUGAUCUCGGCAUUUCUACUUAAGUUUAAUUCAGAAGAGGACUUGAGUUCCUUUAAAUGCUUUGUCUCACUGUAUUACUGAAAGGUAUUGACAUAUUAAAUAUUGUUUUUUCAGUUACACUUAAACUGUAUGUAUUUCUAUUAAUAAAAGUUCCAUUAGCCAUUGUUUUAUUGACACGAUGAGCCUCAUUGGUUGAUUUUGAAUAGACUAAACACAUUAGCUUAGUCUCCAACUUGUAGACGAGCCUGAUCACAGGCUCAUUGUCUUUGUACUUUUGAUCAUUGCUUAAUCAAAUGAGUGGGGGUUUAAUAUUUCCCCAGCCAUUAAAUAAGGAUGUUGUCUUUACUUUAAAAUAUGUCUAGAGCUCUGUUCCAAUACUUUUAGUGAUCAGAUAAGACGGAUCUAUACCUUAGCUGUGUCCACUACUACGUCAUUGGAUUCUCCAGGGGUACUCCAGAGCUGUAGAAACCCAGCUGAAAGUCCAUAGGAUAUUCGCACCAGGUUUCAGGUUUGUAGAAAUACUUUAUACACAAGACAUUACAUUGAGUGUGUCUUAAACACCAUAUGGAUUCACCUGGAACAACUGAACUACUUACAUCAGGUAUUUGCUAGAUGAUCCAAUAAAGCGUGCAUGCAACAUUUUUAUUAUAAAAGUUUGUUUGAGGAUUAUGUAAAUGACUAAAGUGGUAAUUAGAAUAUUGUUUGGUUGAAUGUGUGUGAAGUUGUGGUACUACGCUUUAGUUAUGUCUUAAUCCAAUAUUUUAGACAAUUUUCAGUUUAAGGUCUUACCGGAGUGUGGGGCUUAGUUCCUGUUUACUUGAUGCAUUAGUUCCAGAUAUUAUUGACACCAAAUGCAAGGAGAUCAGCAUUUUUAUGCAAGGUUUGUGGCUUCAGUUAUUUACCUUACAUCUUAUCAAUACCCCCCUCCCUCAUCAUCUCGGUGUUUUGCUUGUGUUUUGUCCCUAUACAUUAAUGGCACACUGAACGGACUUUUGGAUAUUGUUGAUGUUCUGUGCGUUAAACUGUAGUAGUAAACCUUUCAUGGCUUUUAAGUAGUUUUUUAAAUCAGCACUGGUCUGGCCUGUUGAAUUGUGUGAAUGUGUACAAUUGUCAAAAAAAAAACUUGCAUUUUACCUCCCUUCCAUGAAUUAAGCAAUACAAAUUGCCCUAAGGGAAUGACUGUGAAUGGGUUUGGCUGAUAGGCCUAUUUAGUAAACUAUCUAAUUAUUUGGUAACAUAGUAACAUCUCUCUAUCUUUUUCCCUGCAGAAAUGGCAAAACUGCUGGGAUUAAGUAAUUUCUUGGUUUUAAAUCCAGCUGGUGGAUGAAGUUUGACCUGAUGGAUGUUGAUCUCUGCCAGUAAGUAAGAAGUUUGCCAAAGGCAAUCUUCAGAAAGCAGUUACUCUUGCCCAGGAGUUCUUGGCGAGUCCUUGGACAACACAUGGGCUGCCGAGGCUCAUAAACCAUCAUUCUGUGCAACAUGCCAUGGAAGUGAACAGCAAAUGAUAUCACUCUGACGGAUCCCCCAGUUGAAAUUUGAAACUGACAAAUACCAGAGCGAAUGGAGAAAAUGAACUGUACUUUUACAUGUUUGAUUAAAUAAAAUGUACAACUAAGA